AUGCGAGGACGAGGCCUGGACAAAGGCCGUCGCGAUAGCAAACCCGAUGCCAUCUGCGCCGCCGGUGACGAGGACUGUUUUGCCCGCUUGAUUGUUUUCGGAAAUUCAGAUAACCCCAUCAUCGACUCCAUUGCCGACAAAGGCAUUCAAGACCAGCACAACUUAAUAAGCGGUGGACUAGUUGUGGGCUUUCUGUGGCCGAGUGAGCGGACGAAUCGUGCGUUAAUCGCCGAUGAUUAUGAGUUUGAUGAAAACUCUGGCGUUGUUCCAGAUGACUUGCGGGCGAGAGCGGGUUUAAGCAAACCAGAGCCUCUCAGGGGGCCCCUUUGUGUCUGGUUCUCGAGUACCGGAGCGCUCUAG
This is a messenger RNA of Podospora pseudopauciseta, 360 nucleotides long. RefSeq lists its product as uncharacterized. NCBI's taxonomy places the organism in Eukaryota, Fungi, Ascomycota, Sordariomycetes, Sordariales, Podosporaceae. The record is from RefSeq and is a predicted model, not a curated record. Bases 1 to 360 code for a protein of 119 amino acids. The transcript has 3 exons.